GUGUAACUGGGCUAAAGCUGGUAUAUAUAUGAAGUUAUGUGACACUCUGUUUGGCUGCUGGAGCAAUCAACAUGAGCUUGAUCAUUCUGCUGGCACUAGUAGGAGCUGCUGUAGCAGCACCCAGUGGCAAAGAAAGAAUCAUCGGAGGCUCUGAGUGCGUUGCUCACUCACAGCCAUGGAUGGUGUCUCUGCACUAUGGCUACCACUUCUGUGGAGGAGUGCUCAUCAAUGAACAGUGGGUGCUGUCUACCGCCCAGUGCUGGUACAAUCCCCACAGCAUGCAGCUUAUUUUGGGAGAUCAUGAUGUCCGUGUGUUUGAGGGAACUGAGCAGCUUCUGAAGAUACAAAGUAUUAUCUGGCACCCCAAGUAUGACUACAAGACUCUGGACUAUGAUAUUAUGCUAAUUAAGCUGUUCCACCCAGUGAAACUGACUGAUGCAGUGCAACCAAUAUCUGUGCCAGAUGGCUGUCCCUAUGAGGGAAUGCCGUGUACUAUCUCUGGCUGGGGGUCUCUCUAUGCUGAUGAGUUAUUCAUGCCAUUUCGUCUUCAGUGUGCUGAUGUCCCAGUUGUGAGUGAUCAGGAGUGUGAGAAGUCUUAUCCUGGUUUGCUGACUCGUAGAAUGCUGUGUGCUGGCCAUAAGGAGGGUGGCAAGGAUGCCUGCUCUAGAGAUGCAGGCAGUCCACUGGUGUGCUAUGGAAAGGUACAUGGGCUGGUGUCUUGGGGUCAAGGCUGUGGCCUGCCAGGCUACCCUGGCGUCUAUGUCAAAGUGUGCGAGUUCCUCUACUGGAUCAGAGAUGUCAUGGCCGCAAAUCCUUGAGAGUUUCUUUCUCUAUUCCAACUGCUUUUGGUGCUCAUCACACUCUUUAUUUCAUUGUCCACCUCCCACUCUUUUUCAUCCAUGUGUCAUCCUGUAUGUUUUUUGUUUCCACUCACUCAUCAGAAAAAGUGAUUUUUUCAGAAAAAGUGAAAUUCGGAUACAUCAAUAAAAACACCCCUGCUGUGAAAGUGACUUCAGUGUUUAACACAUAUCUAACUCCUAACUGACUUUAGUACCUGUAUGUACAGUAAGCUUUUGCUAUCAAACCAGAUAUAGAAAAAAUGUGUGGUCUAGUUAUAUUUCUAGAAUAAAUUUUAACUGUUGCAAGUAGAA
Molecule: messenger RNA, 1151 nt
Organism: Pangasianodon hypophthalmus (striped catfish)
Lineage: Eukaryota; Metazoa; Chordata; Actinopteri; Siluriformes; Pangasiidae
Product: trypsin
Exons: 6
Coding region: 72-818 (248 amino acids)
Biological process (GO): proteolysis
Molecular function (GO): serine-type endopeptidase activity
Source: RefSeq, a predicted model, not a curated record